CGUAAGAUGGGGUAGCCUCGCCCGCUCGUUUCUCAGUUUUUUCAACCUUUCAUCGCCUUGCUGCAUACCUAAGUAGCUUGAUUGCCUAUUUUCUAGGCUGAUCACUUGGGACGAGCCGUUUUUAUCGUCCGUCUAAGGUAGCUUGCGGUCCUCUUACUUUAAUCUUAUCAAGCUCCAAGGCUUUCCCAUAUUUGUCCCACGAGCCUCAGCCCUCGUAUGCGCCACGUUUUGGCUAAGUUGGCUAACAUGAAGAGGUAGCAAAAUGUCAGGAACGACGCAAUCCCAGCCCGCCAUCAAUGCGUUCUGCGGCGAACACCACGUCGUCGACUGGAAGGUCGAGCUACACAGCGCCAGUCUUCACAAGGAAUGCUUUGUGGGAAAACUCUGCGUCCUGGCUGAGGAGCAAUUCUGUCCGAAGGCUAAGUUGUUCGCAUGCUAUCAGAGAAGCGGACUAUGGGAUGCUUGCGAUCCUAAACAUCGAGCUUGUCACAUAGGCGAGCCCUGCAUGGUUACUGGUGAGAAAUAUUGCGCCAGGAACCUCUACGUGGCCAAGUAUGAGCAUGUCAAUGGGACCUGUUCCUCCCGCUGGCCGGAUCAUUUGUUUUGUCCAACAAUAUCCGAGCUUGACCAACAAUACUUGUUCCCGGGUUGUCCGGCGUGCGUUAUUCUGAGUGAAGCCAGGGGCCUUGUGCUCAUACACCGCCGGAUGCUUGAUGAGUGUGUGGAAGAAGAAGGGCUGUCUGGCGCGGACGUUGAUUGCAUCCGACUGAGCCUCUCUGGGUACAUGCGGGCCUACAACGUCAGGAGGAGAAUGCAUAUGGAGGAACUCCAAAAAGAAAGUCAGAUGAUACAUGACUUAGAGAUGAAUUAUGCCUCUGGUAGUGGGGAGAUUACGGAGGCUCAGAAGCCCAUUACGGGACGAAGGCGGUGGUGGAAAUCACUUAUUGAGAGUGCCAUCAAGGCCGUCUUCAGCAUUUGGUCUUGAACCGAGGUAGAUUCCAACUGGCUCGAACUGGCUAGGUUGAUUCAUGGCUGGACACUAUGUCUGGUCUAUCUUAUGUAGUCUGUCUCAAAUUCUCAAUUCCGAAAAGUUUUACAUCAU
This is a messenger RNA of Colletotrichum godetiae, 1102 nucleotides long. RefSeq lists its product as uncharacterized. The transcript has a single exon. The record is from RefSeq and is a predicted model, not a curated record. Bases 263 to 985 code for a protein of 240 amino acids. Lineage: Eukaryota; Fungi; Ascomycota; Sordariomycetes; Glomerellales; Glomerellaceae.